Messenger RNA from Cuscuta campestris, 3210 nucleotides. The record is from the annotation of a GenBank genome assembly. Lineage: Eukaryota; Viridiplantae; Streptophyta; Magnoliopsida; Solanales; Convolvulaceae.
GAAUGAGACGGAGCUGAGGAUGCGCUCGGAGAAUAUACGUGAGUUCAUGCAACGGAGGAGGUGGAUCAGACCAUCAUCAUUGUUUUCUUUAGAUUGUUGUACGAUCAUAUGAUGGAGCUGGACAUUGCGUCUGUCGGGUUGUUAUGUCCAGAGAGCAUAGCAUACGUGGUAGAAUUUGGAGAUCGCCAGUAUCUGGAUAAAGCACUUGAGACCUAUCAAUUGCGACCCUGGAUACUUAUGCCGUUGUAUCUAUCGACACCGCGACAUUGGGUGUUAGUUGUAAUAUGUUUGUUUGAAAACAAAGUGUAUUUUCUAAACUCCAUCAAGUCAACUGGAGGUCAUAAGAAUAUGAAGGUGAAGACUUUCGUCAACGAGUCUUGGCGAUUACUUCGGGAACGACAUAUGCCUCAGCUUAAGGCUCGACCGGAUUGGGUUGAUGUUCCAGGAGUACCCCAACAAGAAGGGAAUGUUGAUUGUGUACCAUUAUUCGAGGUGUUUCAGUCUACUUUGCCUUAUACUAGAGCCGAGUUAGAGGAAAUUAGAGAGUUUUGGGCCGGGGGUUUUCUCGAUGAACUUGUAUUGCAGAGGAAGCCUUGGGAUCAUGAGCAAGAUAGUGGAAUCCACGCUCAUAAUGGUUGGUUGGGAGUAGAAACAAUGUGGCAAUUCGUGCUUGUGUUCAUUCUCGGGGCGCUGACGGUCGUCGGAGUUGAAGCAGCGGCGGCGUUAUAUCUCCUGCGGUGGUUGACUCGGAAAAUCCGCCGUCAAAUUGGUGCCGCUAAGUUCUCCGAUGAACUGUCUUAUCCGGCCAACCUCGAUCCCUCCUUUUACAACAAGCAGGGAAUAGUGUGGGUUCUAGAUUUAGAAAAUAUUUCAAGAGCUUCUCCGGUAGACAAAGCUUCAGGGCAGAAAAAAAGCAAGAAAGAGAUCGUGGAGGUUGAACCUGUCCAGAACUACGCAAAAAUAAAGGAUCAUUCUCUCUUGUUAAUAGAAUCUGAUGGUUCUGAUACUGAAAUUCAACUUAGGCAUUGUGCAAUAGCAGCGGUUUCUGCGACAGCCUUGUCUUCACGAAAAUGGGCAAAAAGGUACCCUAUACAAAUAGAAAGCAAAUCAACAUCAACAAUAUACAAAGGAAGCAGAACAUUUUACAUAUAUCUCGAGACAUCUUGGGAGAAGGAGUCCUGGUGUAAGGCUCUAUGUCUUGCUUCAUGUGAAGACAAAGAGAAACUAAAGUGGUUUGUCAAGUUAAAUUUGGAGUUUCAAAAUUACCUGACAUCGCUUAAUGCAGUUUACCCUUCAUUCAUGAAACCAUUGGGACAUGUUAAUAGUGAACUAACUGAUAAAUCAAUGAAAUUCGAUGGCUCUUCAUCAAAGGUUGUACUGUUCCUUAAGAAACUUGCCAAGAAAACCUCCAAGGCUGGUAUGGAAAGCAAGGCAUACUGGGUUUCAGGCUCUAGUCAAGGACCAUCAGCCUUAACGCCGGCUGAUUCCUUGAAUGAAGAAAUCGUGGUCCCUUCAUCACUAUCGAUGUCAACUGGAUCAUCAACCCAGAGUCAUCUGCCUGUAAUUUCUGAAUCAGAUUCUGAUGAUAAGGUCUGUCAUGAUGAAGGAACUCUUUGCUGGAAUUUGUUGUUGUCACGACUUUUCUUCGAUGUUAAAGAAAACGAGGGAAUGAGAUAUUCUAUGCAAUCUUGGAUUCAGAGAGCGCUGUCCAACAUGCGAAGUCCCAGUUACAUGGGUGAAAUGAUUUGCAGUGCGGUUAACCUUGGUAAUCUCCCUCCGUAUAUUCAUGGAAUGAGGGUUCUUCCGUCAGACAUGAAUGAGGUUUGUAUAAUGGAGAUUGAUGUCGAGUAUUCUGGUGGAGCUAUUUUAGAGGUUGAAACAAGGAUUGCAGUUCAAGAUCUAGAUUUAGAGGAAAAGCAAGGUACUAGCAGAGAAGCAAGUGAUGUGGAUGAGAUCAAAUCAGAUCUGCUAGAAGGUUUUGAGCACUUUCAGAAGCACAUGAAAUCUGAGGAGACACCUGAUCACUUGAAUCAUACAGAUGAAGAUUUCAGAGAUGAAAUAAGAAACAAUGGAAAUAUUCCAAGGGCAUCACCUCAAGUUUCUAGAUGGAAAGCUAUCUUACAUUCCAUCGCCAAACAGGUCUCACAGGUUCCAAUUUUGUUGGGGAUAAGGGUUGCAUCUCUUCGAGGAACAAUCCGUCUAUUCAUAAAGUCCCCGCCUUCAGAUCAAAUAUGGUUCGGGUUCACAUCUAUGCCAGACCUCGAUUUUCAAUUGGAGUCUUUUGUCGGAGAUCAUAGGAUUACAAGCGGACAUAUUGCUUUAUUCCUAAUCAAUCGGUUUAAGGCAGCUAUCCGUGAAACGUUGGUACUUCCAAACUGUGAAAGUGUAUGUCUGCCUUGGAUGUUAGCUGAAAAAGAAGACUGGGUCCCACGCAAAGUCGCUCCAUUCAUAUGGAUUAAUAAAAAUAAUAAUAAUAGCAAUAAUCAAGUAGUUCCCAUCACUGAGCCUGAGGAGACUAAAGAGUUAGAUGAAGCCGCUGUUAAUAAUAGGGAAGUUUGCAACAGCAGUGAUCCUCAAGAGGAGGAGGGCAAACAUGAACCACCACCAUCAAUUGAUUCAUUCUCAUCCUCAUCGUCUGCUCCUAAAGAUCAGUUAACAAUGAACGGUAACCCUAUGCAAGAACCACCACCACCACCACCACAAGAGGGCUAUCCGCGGAAAAGCUCAGCAGAAAACCUGAUGGAGGGCGACUCCUCACCAUCUGGAGCAAUGAAAGCAACAGCAGAUCAAGAGCUACAACAACAUGUUGCAGAACCGAAACGGAUGGGGAGCACCAAAGCCAAGAUGCUUGGCCUAGGCAAGAAAAUGGGUGAAAAGUUCGAAGAGAAGAGACGCCAUAUUGAAGUGAAGGGAAGGCACAUUGUAGAGAAAAUGAGAGGGCAACAACAACAACAACAAUGAAUGCAACAAACACCAACUUGUGUUGUAGUAAGUUUUCUUCUACUUAUCUUCAACUCAUACUGUCAUAUCAUUGGUUGAUAACCAUUAUCAGAAAUUAAUGAUAGUCCAAAAAUUUCAACACCUGUUUUAUUUAUUCUUUAUUAUAUAUUCUUUAUGUGUGUGUGUGUGUACACACACUCACUCACACCUGUCUCAUAAAAAUCUUCCUAGUUUGAGUUUUAUGGAGUUCAAAAAAAGCGUUGAAUGGUG